UAUAUGUUGGAGUCAGAAGAGACAAAUACAACAAAAGUGCUCAUUAUAAACACUGUUUCGAGUUUACUUCCAUGGCACGUCUUUCUCUGUUUCUGUCUUUUCUCUCUUUGAUAGCUUUGAUCUCUGUUGUGAACUGUCGUGUUUUAAGUUCUUUAUCUGAGAAAGACUCAAUCUUGGUCUCCGAUGGAGUUCAAGACGGGUCCAGCUACGAGUUUCUGAGUCUUGAUCCGCCAAAUGACAUUACCAAGAAUAUGUGCGUACAUGUCUACGAUUUUCUUCCAUGUGCAGACAAUGUUGCAGGAUAUGUCUUCCAAGUUUUCUCGUUUGGUUGCAUCUUGAUCAUCGGUGAAUACUUCUUGACUAAAGGAAGGACUAAGCUCUUUCUCAUAUUCGAGGUCGGUUUUUAUGGCGGAAUCAUCUUUCCUCUCCUUACUAUGUUCCCACGAAUCGCGCUUAUUCUCUCGACUGGACUGGUGGGAAGCCGCGAAAUGGCAAGCUCGAGGGUUGGUAAUAUCAUUGGAGUUACUGUGGGAUACUCUGUCUUUGCUUUGACAAUACAAUGGGGAGCUUGUAUUCUCUUUGGCUUGUCUGGUACUAAACCAGAACAGCCCAUAGAUUUAUCUGGUACUAAACCAGAACAGCCCACAGAAUCAUCUGGAGAAAAUUCAGACGUAAAGUGUCCAAGAAUACAAUUUUACUGGAAAAAACUAUCAGAUUACGUUUUCGCUAGUGUAGAAGCAGAUAUAACGAACAAGAAAUCGGCAGGGAUUAUGCUCUUGACUAUACUACCUUUCAUAUUGGUCACAUUUUCAGAGAUAUCUAGUUCACAAUAUUGGAAUGACAUAAUCGUUUUGAUCACACUCAUAAUCUCUGCUUCUGCAACUUUUGCCUACUUUUUUUAUUCGUAUUUUGAUAGAGACGACCAAGCGAAGAGUUUAGAUCACGCGAGGUUUGAGCUCAUGUCAGAAGUUCAUAAGCAUUUACAGAUUUUUUCACCCAAAAGCCUUAUAAGAGAUGGACAACUAAAUCAAGAGAGCUUGAAAAGAUUGUUUCAAAAAAUCGAUGCAAACGGAGAUGGAAAGAUCCAAGUUGCAGAGUUGAAAGAUCUUACGGUGGAGUUUGGGAUGAUAGGGAGAGUCAAGUGUCACAUAGAUAAGCUUGUCCAUACAUUGGUUGAUGAUUUCGACAGGGAUGGAGAUCGUGAGAUCGAUGAGGCUGAAUUCGAGAUUGGGAUCAAAAAAUGGCUGAAUCAGUACAAAUUCAGCUUCGAUACCACCGUGCCACCAAGAGAGGACCAAGCUGAGGGAGUACCAAUUCUGAAGGUAGAAAAGCCAGAGCAGAGUCUUGUUAAGAAGCUGCUCUCAUGGAGAACCUUGAGAGCUUCCCUUGAAGUCAUUUUAGGGAUGCUAGUUGUCAUCUAUCUUGCAAGACCUUUCAUGAUGAACAUCCAACUUUUGUCGGAAUCAGCUGGAGUUCCUUCUUUCUAUGUUGUCUUUGUAGUCAUUCCUUUGGCAAGAAACCUAAAGAACACCUUGUCAGCUCACUUCUGUCGCAAGAAAGACAAAGCGAAAAUCACAUCUGACACAUUUUCUGAGAUCUACAAGGAUGUUACAAUGAACAAUCUCAUGGGAAUUUCAAUUAUAUUGGCAAUUGUGUACGCAAGAGAACUAGUUUGGGAUUACACAACAGAAGUUCUCAUUAUAGUGAUCGUUGGUCUCUUAAUAGGCUUACCGGCUUAUGUGAGAACGACUUAUCCAUUUUGGAUAUGUCUCUUGGCCUUUGCUCUCUACUUCAUCUCUCUUGUCGUAGUGUAUUUCCAUUUCAUGUCUCUCGAAAAGGGCACAACUGUCACCUUUAACAAAUAAUCAGUGAAACUGUCCAAGAGUUUUUUUUCCUUUUUUUUUCUCAAGAUUUCCUAGUUUUUCCCAUAUCGAUCCACUAUGUAUUUUCAUAUAUUUCGUCUGUGGUGUAUGUUUUACAAGCUGUUUGGUCCAUAAAUAUAGCUCUAAAGUCUCAAUCUUUGAGGUUAUGAAUUAUCUCUUAAAGUUUGCAGAUAUUGUGC
Messenger RNA from Arabidopsis thaliana (thale cress), 2062 nucleotides. RefSeq names its product Calcium-binding EF-hand family protein. Gene Ontology annotation, cellular component: membrane. The coding region runs from base 72 to 1865 and encodes 597 amino acids. The record is from RefSeq and is marked reviewed. Gene Ontology annotation, biological process: calcium ion transmembrane transport; proton transmembrane transport; monoatomic cation transport. The transcript has 8 exons. NCBI's taxonomy places the organism in Eukaryota, Viridiplantae, Streptophyta, Magnoliopsida, Brassicales, Brassicaceae. Gene Ontology annotation, molecular function: calcium ion binding; monoatomic cation transmembrane transporter activity.